Molecule: messenger RNA, 1349 nt
Organism: Passer montanus (Eurasian tree sparrow)
Lineage: Eukaryota; Metazoa; Chordata; Aves; Passeriformes; Passeridae
Product: vespryn-like
Exons: 4
Coding region: 465-1052 (195 amino acids)
Molecular function (GO): protein binding
Source: RefSeq, a predicted model, not a curated record
GAACAAUUAAUACCCAAAGAUUCAUUCAGACUGCUGAAGAACAGAGGGGACACCCUGUGCCACGUAGUUGUGGUGUCUCUUCUCUUCACUCAGUCUCCAGUCCAGAAACUCUGCCAACACCUCCCUUAGGGAUUGCAGUGCCUGUGCUGAGAAAACAAAUGGCCCUGAAAUGGGGGAAAAAAGGGCAAUCAGAUAGUGCAGGUAUCCAAGCACGUCAUGGUCCCAUCUGCAGGCGAGAGAUUGGAGGGCUCCUCCCUUCUUGUCUGAUAAAAGCUGGCAGAGGCUGAGACAAGACUGAGCUUUGGCUGAGCCUGUGCCAGAGAGGAAGAAAAAAAUCCCAAGAGGAAAAAAACGCAGUGGAGAAGCAGCCAGUGGAAGAAAACCAUCUGGAGGAACCCCAAAACAGUACCAGCGACAGCAAGGAAAACACCAAGAAGUCAGGAAGAGAGGACUCUGAGGGUGCAAUGGCUUUCUUCCUCAAACCACGGCCAUGCACGUGGGACCUUGCCCUGGACUACCACACCGCCAAACAGUUUGAAGUGGAUGUAACCCUGGAUCCAGCCACAGUGGGUCCAGAGGUGAUCCUCUCCGAGGACCUCAAAGAAGCCACCUGGGGUAGACCUCGCUGCCAGUGGCCUGCGGGCCCAGGCCGGUUCGACACAGACCCGUGCAUGCUGGGCAGCGAGGGCUUCACCUCGGGCCGUCACUACUGGGAGGUGGAGGCCAAUGGGCGCUUCUGGGCUGUGGGGGUGGCCCGUGAGUCAGUUCAGAGGAAAGGCCGGGUCCUCUUCAAGCCCAACACUGAAAUUUGGGGCUUGCAGAAGUAUGAUGACCUCUGCGUUGCCCUCACAGCUCCAUCCAACACCUCUGUCCCAAUCCUCAAUGGGGAGAUUGGGGUCUACCUGGACUACGAGGUGGGACAGGUCUCUUUCUACGCUGUCAGCAGGCGCCAACGCAUCUUCACUUUUCCUGUGGCCUCCUUCAGUGGGGAGAGGGUCUUCCCCUAUUUUUGCGUGCUCCUCUCAACCAUUAAACUGUCCCCCAAGGGCUGAUGCCCUGAAAGGAUCCUCCUGAAAGCUGGUUGCAUCACAGUGGUUGGAAAUGCUGGUUGAUGCUCCUCAACUCUUAUUUUCCAAGUCUUGGAGUAAUUUCUAACUCAGUUCAUGGUCCUUCCUUCAUCUUAGAUGUCUCUGUUUUGGGUUAUGCCCAGGGGAUUUUGGGUCUAUGCUCAGCAUGGCUCAUCUCAAGUUGUUAAAUUAUGCAAAGCUUGUUAGGAGCUUGACUUCCCUGAGCUUGUUUUGAGCUAAAAACUUUUUUUUUCUCCCAAAUACAGCUUCCUCUGGAGGUUC